AGUAGAACUAGAACAAAGCAAAAAGCGAACACAAGCAAGAUGAUCAGUCGUCUUAGACAAAUUUCCCUGAGGAGGAGGACAACAUUAACAUCAACAAGAGCUAGAGAGUAAAAAAAUGUUGUCUCUUGCUGAACUCGCUUCGGCGCUCCAGGUAGGGUUUCUCCUUGGAGUCGCUCAGUUGUUCCAAGGUGUCAUUCUUAUGGCUCUCUUCAAGAUCAUAAGGACUCUGUCUCGUAUUUUGAAGUAGAUAAGGUUCAGGACUGUUAUUUUAGAACAGAUAAGGACUGUUAUUUUAGAACAGACUCUAAGGACUGUUAUUUUACAACAGAUAAGGACUGUUACUUUAGAAAAUUCUAAGUUUUUGUAUUCCGAAGAAGCGGUCAAAGAAGCGCCUUUGGAUCACCCUUUUUUCAACGUGGAGGAGCAUGUGCAUGAAAAAUACUUCGACCCCAGUUUAAGGCUCUAGUGAUGAAAAGUGACCAGGAGACGGAAUGCUUGAUGUAUGUGCGCAAUGCUUGUGGGUGUGCACGACCAUUGACUUUUUGGAUGUACUUAAAACAUCUAUAGAUUCUCAGCUUGUUUGGGUAAUCAUCAUUAUCAUCUAACGAAGAAAGGGAUACAGCACGAUCGCCUCCGCGCCGUUGAGGAGGUACUGCGAGACGCGUCGCAGGCCCUUGGGAAUUUGGGUCUGCCAACGUUUUUGGAAUUAUGCUUACAAGCUUCCAACAAGUAAUCACCUGUUACUUUUGAGAGCACAACGAGAAGAACUACAGUAAGAACUACAGUAACUAGCUAAAGCUACUUCUAAAGAGAAUAAAUAAGAGAAUAAUACUAGAGUCUUGAUUGGCUUUGGCUUUCACCUUUUAGGUGAAGGUUUAGGUCCUGCGACGCUCAAAGCACUAAGUAAAACAACCGGUUAGCUUUCACCUCCACACUCUUAGGCUUAUCCCAUGCAACAAUAAUAGUCCUCCUGCGCCAGUCGUGAAACCGACGACCACUCUAAAGUAAUCAGCCAACUUGAUAGGGCACGUACGGCAUCAGAAAAAAAUGGUGCCUUGGGAUACGGAUGUUAAGGCGUCUUCAAGAAAUCCAUCUUAGGCAGCGUCUGAUUCUGAGGCCAGUUUCAUUCUUAAAGGAAAACCAAAACGGACACCAGUAAGAUGUGGAUGCUCCACAAUCAAGAUGGAUUUCUCCAAGCAGCUCUAAGGAUGGAGAUCUAGGAUUUCUCUUGGGAGACUGUCGAAAAGCUGAACAAAAUCUCCUUACAACCUCUAGGAAGAAUUCUUCCGCGUGGCUACCAGCGAUUCAGAGAGAGUUAGUUACGUCUUCCCCUAAAAAUGGUCCAACCAUAGAAACAUCCUAAACAUCUAACACCUCUAGUAUAGGUACAAUCAUUCAACAUCGACCUCUUGCCAGGCACAUCAAUCAAUCAAUCAAUGAAUCAGAUAGCUAAUGGUCCAUCUUCAGAUAGAAGUGCAUCUUGGGAAAGCUUUUCCUUAACAGGAGAAAGAAGCACCAAGAUACAUCUCAGCAUGGAUAACGGUGAGCUCUAAGUUGGGGCGGCGCAGUGCCGUGGAAGUAGUGCAUUUUGCUUGCCGUUGUGAGGAGAACAAGAAGUAUGUGAAUGGACUAUGUGUAUUUGAAUGAACUAUGUGAGCGAAGUAUGUGGUGACAAUGGAGCUUCAUCAUAGUAGGUAUUCCUGUAGUAGUACCCUGUACUUGUAGCAAACUAGAAAGAGCUUCAGUAUUCUCUUCAUUAAUGAGCAAUCUUUCACUUUCUUCAUCAAUUCUCCUGUUGCUUGAUUGUGAUUCUACUGUUUGUUAGCACUCUAAAUUUUUAACUCUAUAAUAAGUAAGGCGCUAUCUAUGGCGGAAAAGAUCAUGGUGGGGCCGCUUCAUCAAGGUCAACGACCAAUGCCUAGUGAGGUGAAUUAUUGCGAGACUCUAAAGUUGUAAGGUCGAUUGCGUCGGCGACUCGAAGCGAAUCGCGGGACGCUUCACACACAGAGACUGGGGAGUCAUGGUCGACAUGUUUGCCUACGGUCCAGUAGAGGAAAAACGCGAUUGGCAGGUGACGGAGUCGGUCAGCGAGAACUAUGGCAAGAAUUAUUUUCAUACGAGAAAAGAUUGAGACUCUUCAUUUGCCAUACCCAUAUGAGAAAUAUUUGGUAGUGGCGGCUAGCGCUAGCCCUAGCAGCAUUUAGCCUUUAGACUAGCAACACUGUAUGUAAUUGCCAAUACAGGGAAAAAGAAUCUUUGAAUUGGACUCCAACUUCCUUUCGCAGCAGCACUUUGUAGUUCAGGGCGAAUCAAUUGGAAGUGUUUGGUUUCUCGUCUACGGCUAUUUGACUUCAACCUUACUUCUAAAAAACGGUAAUGAAGACACGCAAUUAUUGGGAUCUCGACAAAGAAUUGUUGACUGCGACUAAAAACAACAGAUUCACUUCAUCAAGUAAGAAAGCAGAAGACCACGAUCACCCAACUUCGGAGAUGAUGGAGAAGUUAAGGCCACCGCUGAUGCAUGUGCUGAACACCAUGAUCCUUGGUUCUUCUUUUCCUACUUGAAAACGAAGCCGCGGAUGGCGUCAGGGAUGCAAACGUGGCAGCUCUAAAAAAGGAUGCAUGGUACGAGCGAAUUGGCGACACCCACAGUGACUUCACAUUUCCUCUGUCCUCCUUGCUCCCUCUGCGAAGCGAUGUAUUUGGCGAACUCGGGAUACGAGUUAAUUACGAUACUAGAAACUUCAGAUGAUAAAAAGAAAUUGAAAUGGCUCCUUCCAGCACUAAAUGUCCCUGCCACGUGGCAGCACAGCAUUGAUUAUAUCCUACGGACGAGUAGUGUGCUUUCCUCCAUCCCCAAAAUUUCCUUACCUCAUAGCAUCCUGAAGAGAGGUUAAAGCAUGCAAUACGCCUCAGGAUGUUGAAAAAUGACCCUGCCCCCCUCCCUCUCCUGCUCUUGUUGAACUUACCUAAAGAAUGGGUAUUCCUUGAAAUUCUAAGGUCUACCUCUAGUACAUGCUUAUCUCUAUAUAUGGCGCGCGUAAGUAUAUAUUUUCAAACUAUAUAAAAAAUGUUCACCUAAAACACUAACGUCGGGCAACUCGCAAGGUGCAUCCACGUCAGCGACGCUCUCACCUCUGGAGGCCCCUGCUUCUGAUCCGGUGAGAGGCUGGGCGGCGUUGCGUCACAAUUGACAUGCAACGAAAAGGGCGCACGGCAGUGCACAGAGGAACCCACAGGCGAACCCUGUUCCGCUGAUACGCUGGCAGCAGCCGGGAUCGGUCGCAUCUGCGUGCCUGUGUCUUAGACGCGAAGACCAGCACCAGUCGACGCUUCCCGGCUCCGUGAGGGAGCUGUUUGGCCCGCGGGCAACCUCAGGACCAGGAACUCAAGGGAAAUCGGGCCCAAGAGGUCGCGCGCACUCUUGGAGACAACCCUCAAGGGCCUCUGGACUGGACUUCUCAGACCCCCCCUCUUGGCCCCCCCUAUAUAGUUUCGCAAAAUAAUUCCUUGUCUUCUUACCCUGCCCGGCACGCUGGCCCACGCUCCUCAGAACACCCCCCCCCACAAACCCCCUCAUCCUACCCCUCAUUUUGUGGACCCCCAAUCCCGCUAGGCGCCCCUGCUCAACGGAGUCCGCGGCAUGGCGUAGCAAGGCCUGCAGCACAGAAAUCGCAGCCAGUUCUCGAGAGGGCCAAGAGCCGAAAGCCCACAGGCCAACGGCGUUGGCGGGUCCUUCCAUAUGGUCGAAUGUGUGCCUGACAAUAAGGCUCAGGCCUCGCCCACCGCCAACGGCGCCCUUCUUGUGCGUCGACGCUGCCUCCCGGUGGCCUCAGGUGUCCGCCCCUAUUGCAGUUGCCGCCGCGGUGUCACCUGUGUCGCAUAGUGCGCUCGCAGUUUGUCCAGUGUCCGCUGUCUUCAGACCAUCCAGCAGUGCGCCGCUGUCUUCCCUUCUGCACUUUCGAAGCAAUUUCUUUCGCAUGAAAUUUUUUUAUAUACUUUGGACAAAUAUACUUACGCGCGCCAUACUAUAGAGAGGAACAGGAUCAUGCUUAUCUUUAUUUAUAAGUAGGUCCUCUCUAGAGAGCAACAGGAACAGGAUGCUUUUCUGCCUCCUCUAAACUUCCUUACCGCAACGUCCUGAAGAGUGGUUAGGCUGGGAGUAUGGACCCUGCGUGAGGAUGGGACCACACCCGUGGCCCUGGGGACUCAGUUUGUAUGUGCAGAAUCCUCGCGGGAUCUUUCAGGCGAUUAUCUUGUUAAGGCGCCUUCCAAUAGCUGAAUUGCUUUCUUUCAUCUUUGAUAUUUGUUUCAUGCAUUGAGAUUGAUUUCUUGCUAAGGUUACGACGAGUUGCGCACUCAUCUCAUCGAUUGUAGUGCCUCAUCCACACUACAUGCGUCAUCUUGGAUUGCGAUUGUGUCGAAUGGCCAAUCUUCUUCUUUUCUCCUCAAAUCCGAAGCUUAAUGACAAGACUAGAGUCAGCCUCAGAAGUACAGUCUACUACUAUUUACUAGAGCAUUUGUUAUUAAGACCUCUUGCUAGGUAAAUGAAUGAAUGAAUGAAGACCACGGACUAUACUAGAGCAUUUGUUAAGACCACGGAAGAUGAUGGAUGGCGUGCAGUAUGGAUGAUAGUACUUAUACAGAACUCCUGACGUCCUUCAUCUUCUAAAGAUCGGCGUACUGACUUUGCGUGGCAUCAUGUUAUCCAUCCUGAACCUGAGGAAGAAGGAAGACAACAAUGGCACACUUGGCAAACAAGGUACUCCAUCUUCAGAGAGAAGCGAAGCGGACAUGAUGUCACUCGUCUUGGAAGUGGUACCCAGUUUCAUUGCGAUUUAUGCUCUCGACAACGGCCUAGCGGUCUUGGCUCUAUUAAGGCUUACUGUUAUUACCCCAAUAUGAUCAUUAUUACCCUAAUUUAAAUGAUGGAUCCAUCUUGAUCAUGAUCUUGAUUUUAAGAGACGUCAUCCUAGCUAAUUAAUCUUCUACUUUGGUCUUCAGAGACGUCAACACAGUACAUCCUAAUAGUACAACAAGCCUAUUGUGAUCCAUCUUCGGAAACAUCAGAGCAGACUUCAUACAGUCUAGGUAAGUAAUUAAUCUUCUGAAGCACAAUCCCGAACAAGCGGCAUGCCUCUAACAUUCGCCGUGUUCUGCAUAUUAUCAAGAAAGUGGCUUUGGAACUCACCCCUGAUUUUGCUCUGCGCGUUUUUAUGGCGAUAGUUAAUUCUUGUUAAAAGUAUGUACCCAAGAAGAGACAGACUUCACUUGUAAAUCAUUGACGAGUCAAGAAGUGAACGAACAACUCGAAUCAAUUACAGACUUUUUACCUCUUCGAUCUACCACUUAAAUACAACACGCCCAUGUACUUAAAUAUGACUUCUUUCUCUACUUCUUCAGGAUCAGGUCUUCCCCCGCUUCUUUAAGGGUUGAAUUAUUUCAUAUUUACCUGACCCCAGUUUUAUGUCUUGUUGUUGACCUUGUUCUGAUACUACUAGCUGGCGCAUCUUUUCUCUUCAGGUCUUCCCCCGCUUCUUCUGCACGACUUCUCGUAGUUCACCUUCUCUAAACUGAGAGCUUCGGUACGUCGCCCAGCAACUCGUGUGUCAUGCGGACGCGCAGUAUGGGCAUCCCAUGCGACCGAAAACGUGGACGAUAUGUUUAUUCGGUGUUUGUACCGAUUUCCAUUAGCAUGGUCGUCGAGGUCGCUUUGUGGAUAUAUCUCACACUUAAACAACUACACUUCGGAUUAGAUAUCUCACACAAUAUGCGUUAUAAGUCUACUUGAACACUGGUGUCCCACUUCGCAUUUCGAUCCUGCAAAGUAUUGUUUUUAAUCUUGAGCCGAAAGGCUCGUUAUCACUUUUGUACAUGUGGAAUCUCAUGUAUGUUCAUAUCAUAUCCCUUGAUUUCUUGUCUCUCACUCUGUUCAUCAAUAAACAAAUACCAAGAUGAAGCAAAGGCUUCGCAGGCUUAUGCCGAAAGAAAACCAGAGAAAGAGAGCCGGAUGCUACAUGUCUGUUCAAACAAAUGGAACAAAGACCGAGCAGUAUCUUCAAUAAGAAGAUGAAAUAACUUCACGAAGUGACACGUUUUCGUUAGAACUACACGAAGUGAAAGAUUUAUCUAACUACUAGAGUGGUACCAGAUUCAUUCAUCUAACUUCGUAUACAAGUGAUGCAUUUUUGUUAGAACUGCACCAAGAUUCCUCCUAAUAAUAAUAAUACACAAAGAUUCACUCAUCUAGCUAGAGUGGUAGACUCAUUCAUCUAACUUCUUGUACACGAAGAAGUGAUAGAGUAGCCAAUCAUGUCUGCCUCUGCGAGUCGUGAACCUGGUAGACCCACACACCUGACCUAACCUCACAUUGGGAAUUUUCAUUAGAAUUACACGAAGUGAUAGAUUCAUCUUUCAUCUAUAACCCCGUGGCACUUGUCUCACACUCAAUAUACCUCGCUCUUUUAAGAAGAACACGAAGCAAGUAAGGAUUGUUUGAGUAGAUUUCUAAGUGGUUCAGGAUUUAUUCUAAGAAUUUGAAUUCAAUAGUAGGCUCAUAGGAUUUUUACGAAUCAAUAGGAAUAUCUUUGUAUUAUCUCUAUCUGUGUCUGUGUCAUACUGGGUCGUGGACGACCCGAAAACUCCUACAACUCAGCUUAGGGUCCUCUGUGGACGCCCAUGCUGAAGAAGCCAGUGUCUAAGCACGUCCGAUACUAGUAGAGAUAUUGUGCUUGCUAGUAGUCAU
Amoebophrya sp. A25 is the source of this 6745-nucleotide messenger RNA. NCBI's taxonomy places the organism in Eukaryota, Dinophyceae, Syndiniales, Amoebophryaceae. The record is from the annotation of a GenBank genome assembly.